UCAGAGGAGACAAGGACACAGGCCCUGACUGCACGAAGGUUGGCAAGCUCAGCUAGAAAAACUGGUUUGAACGUGAAGGACACAGGCACUGUGGUGCGAGACACAAAGAAGGACAGUUUCCAAGAAGACACCUGUAGCGAAAGACUUGUUCACCUGCUGUGUAGCGAAGUGUUUAACUCACAGUGUAGUAGCAAAAACACAGCUGUUAAUAGGUAAAACUACCAGUCUUUGGUACUGUUAACAGGAAUGGAAACCACCAUUUGCUGUUCUGGACAGGACAUAUCCAUGAUGCUCGGAGGAGAUUCAGAUGAAGUCAGAAGAAGAAAUAGGCGCUGGACGAAAAUUUCAUGCUUUUUCCAUGUAAUCAUCGGAAUCCUCAGCAAUGGGAGCGACUGUUUUUUCUACGUGGAACUGAAUGCCACAGAGAAAGGUCUGGUGUACGGACCAGUGAACGAGAAAGUUCUCAUUGCACUCUUGGUCUUUUGUGUCGUUGGAUGCCUCAUUUUCUUAGCUGAUUUGUCGUGCCAUGUGUAUAGUCAUUGUUCCUGUUUGAAGAAAUGGGAAAAACGUAUCAACAACCCACACCUCAUCUCCAUCCUGGCCGUUCUGUUCGGAGACAUUCCUCAAGUUCUUAUCCGCAUUUGCGUAGCCAGGUGUCGUGAACAAGGAUUGAGUUACUUCCAGAUUGCAAAGACGACAUUGGUCUUUUUGGGAGGCCUAAUCCGCAUCUUCAUAUUUAUCUGUGCCCACCGCAAAGACAAGAUUCAUAAAUCCUUCAAAUAUUGUAUGAUAGCUGGACUGUUAAUUCACUUUAGUUUGAUGAUCUGGGCCUGUAUUGUGGGAUUUGCUGAUCAGAAAUCGCCCAGCAGCACAAUUGAGGAGCAAUACAACGAUAAAAAGUACCUCAACAAUGUGGGUGUGUUCUUCCAGCACCCAAGAAAUAACAGUCCAAACAGUUGGAUCAGUGUCAUGUCUAUCUAUGACAUAUACAAUCAACCAAAUGUGUCCCUGUUGUACAUCUAUAGAUACGAAGAAACUACGACACACUGGACAUUCGCUAUUAGGACUAAGUUUCAGAAGGGUUUAAAUCUGACAGAAGGCUCACCAGAGUGUUACAGAAUGGAGCUGACAACAGGCAACAUUUCCACGGUGAACAUGUCUGACUGCUGGAACUCCCUGUUCUCACAGCCAACCAGCCUGCACAUCAAGUUUACCUACACACCACCAGAAUCUGUCUUUCAUAUCAUUCGGAAAAAGUUAUUCGGUGACAUCGUGUACAACAUGAAGGUCACGAAGAACAACUCCUGCCUUACACACGACAUGUUUGUAGCCAGUGGGGACAGUGAUGCCAAACCAACCUUUGGCUAUUUCCGAGUGAAUGCAAAUGUGAGAAACUUCACUGGACCUCAUCUUCUCCUGGACAACGGUCAGCCUCGCUUCUACCACUCCCAGAGCGACCUUCAGGACAUCAGCGAGGUGUGGCGCACAGGUGCUGGAAGCUGCGAAACUUCUGGAACUCGUGCUCCUACCUUCGACAGCAACAUGGAGGUUGACUGUAGCAAGUGAUGAUAGCAGUGUGUGGCGUGUGAGCAAAAACUGCCCUUGGGUUACAGACCAAAGGGAGUUUGUAAUAGGGAAAAAGAAUGUUUGUGUCCCAGAGAGUGCACACACACAAACACACAAAGAUAUUUGUGUCAUAGAGAAACAGCGUGCUUCUUUUAGAAUGCAGAUGAAAAAUGCAACGGGAAAACAGUAUCACAGUACAGAGUACGGAGGGAGUAUCUGUGCAAGUAUAAAAUUCGGAUAAUACAGGAGAAACAAUCAAAAUCUUUUUCUCACAUGGUGGUAACAUUACUAAAGGAAGCGCAUUCAGUUUCAGAUGCACAGGAUGGAAAUAAAAUGACAGACAAGUA
This is a messenger RNA of Pomacea canaliculata, 1913 nucleotides long. RefSeq lists its product as uncharacterized. The record is from RefSeq and is a predicted model, not a curated record. The transcript is spliced from 6 exons. The coding region runs from base 247 to 1566 and encodes 439 amino acids. Lineage: Eukaryota; Metazoa; Mollusca; Gastropoda; Architaenioglossa; Ampullariidae.